GGGACUAGGUGGUUGCAUUACAAACUAUAGAAUAGACUCUGAAUAAAAGAAGUCGAAGUUCCCCAGUCAUGAGCUUUCUCCCAAUAGUGAUAUGGAGAAAGCAACAUAUAUCAAUUGUAUUAAUUUUCUCAACGAUAAUGGUGAAGCCUCGAGGAGGAAUGCCUCUGGCUUACAUAAUCCUGUCAUUGCCGCCGGGUGACCAUGACCCGCACCGCGCCUGGUGGGGCCAGCGGUGAGGUCACAGUGCACGGCAGCAAGCUGAGCUCCCACUGCAGUUUCGCAGGCUCCAUCUCCUACCAUCAACCAUCCACCAACCCACCUCGAGAUGGCCGACAGAGCACGAUCAAGAUCGCGCUCGCCUCGGCGCGAUCGAGACAGAGAUAGACCACGGAAACAAGGUGGUUUCAGAUGGAAAGACAAGAGUCGCAGAGACGACCGUGACGACGGUAACGAACGAAGAGGCCUCGAGCGAGGCUACCGCAACCGUUCCCGCUCCCCUCGUCGCGACUCGGACAGAGAUCGCCGCAACGACCGCCGCGUCGGCGGCGACGAUAACUACAGACCCCGCGACUCGGGCAGAGAUCGAGACAGAGACAGAGACAACAAGCCCACCGCCAGCGCCUCGAGCUCAAAAGAUGCGCCGACGAAGCCCAAAAAGGAAAAGUCUGCGCCCGCGCCGGCUGCAGGCGGUGGCGAGGAGAUGAUUAUCGUGCACGUCAACGACCGUCUCGGUACCAAGGCCGCGAUCCCUUGUCUGGCGUCGGACCCGGUCAAGAUGUUCAAGAUUAUGGUGGCGCAACGCGUCGGACGGGAGCCGCACGAGAUCUUGUUGAAGCGCCAGGGCGAACGGCCGUUCAAGGAUAAUCUUACCCUGGAGGAUUAUGGUGUCAGCAACGGUGUGCAGCUCGAUCUUGAGGUUGACACUGGGGAUUAAGAGGCCUGGGUUAUGGAUUCGGGGGGCUGUUGGAUGGUCUCUUGCUUCGGAGGAGUCGUUGAAGCUUGCGGUCGUGUUACCGCAAUGGCAGCAUUGUCACGUCUGGGUACCUUAUUCUGGCGUUAUGGGGGAAAAGAGUACACUAUGGAAUCAGGUCUAGGAAGUCUAGAUGUCACCGAUACCCGUAUAAAUAUGAUGGUAUGCAAAAUCCACAUAAGAUCAUUGCUGGAGAGCCCAAUGUAUCGCUCCCCACAACUCCACGAAUACGCACCUAAAUCUUCAUCUGAUCACCAGGAGAGUCUUUAUAUACCCCUCCAAGUCCAUUCCUGUCACCAGCCAGGAGGCGCCCGUCUAGGUCGACGGGUCAGGUCAAACUGGCUGGGUGGUGGAAUGGUUUAUGGUGAAU
Messenger RNA from Colletotrichum acutatum, 1340 nucleotides. Its product is annotated as ubiquitin-related domain-containing protein. The transcript has a single exon. Gene Ontology annotation, molecular function: protein tag activity. The record is from RefSeq and is a predicted model, not a curated record. Gene Ontology annotation, cellular component: nucleus; cytoplasm. Gene Ontology annotation, biological process: mRNA splicing, via spliceosome; protein modification process. Lineage: Eukaryota; Fungi; Ascomycota; Sordariomycetes; Glomerellales; Glomerellaceae. The coding region runs from base 326 to 934 and encodes 202 amino acids.